Coregonus clupeaformis (lake whitefish) is the source of this 1567-nucleotide messenger RNA. RefSeq names its product charged multivesicular body protein 3. The record is from RefSeq and is a predicted model, not a curated record. Bases 133 to 795 code for a protein of 220 amino acids. Gene Ontology annotation, cellular component: multivesicular body; ESCRT III complex. The transcript is spliced from 6 exons. Gene Ontology annotation, biological process: late endosome to vacuole transport; protein transport; endosome transport via multivesicular body sorting pathway. Lineage: Eukaryota; Metazoa; Chordata; Actinopteri; Salmoniformes; Salmonidae.
UUGGAACGUGGCCUGGGAGACGAAGUGGCGUAGCUUGGAAUCCGGAAGUGGUAGAAGGUGUAUGCUAAUGUUUCAGUUGUUUUCUGUAUUACCAGCUUAGCUAGGUUAGCUAACGUAAUCGUUGUAAUCAAAAUGGGACUGUUCGGAAAAACACAAGAUAAACCACCAAAAGACUUGGUAAAUGAAUGGUCACUCAAAAUCAGGAAGGAGAUGAGAGUGAUUGACAGACAAAUUCGAGACAUUCAGAGGGAGGAGGAGAAGGUAAAGAGAUCCAUCAAAGAUGCUGCUAAAAAGGGACACAGGGACGUGUGUGUGGUUCUUGCAAAAGAGAUGAUACAGUCGAAGCGUGCAGUCAGCAAACUUUAUGCCUCCAAAGCCCAAAUGAACUCUGUACUUCUCAGCAUGAAGAACCAGCUUUCUGUAUUGCGUGUAGCUGGCGCCCUUCAGAAGAGCACAGAGGUCAUGAAAGCCAUGCAGAGCUUAGUGAAGAUCCCAGAGAUCCAGGGCACCAUGAGGGAGCUGUCCAAGGAGAUGAUGAAGGCUGGUAUCAUAGAGGAGAUGCUGGAGGAUACCUUUGAAAGCAUGGAGGAUGAUGAUGAGAUGGAGGAGGCAGCGGAGGCAGAAGUUGAUAAGAUCCUCUUUGAGAUCACAGCAGGUGCCCUUGGCAAAGCGCCCAGCAAAGUCACAGAUGCCCUGCCUGAAAUGGAGCCUCCUGCGGCAGCCGCAGCCUCAGAGGAUGAGUCGGAGGAGGACAUUGAGGAGAUGCAGUCUAGACUGGCAGCCUUAAGGAGCUAAGAUUGACCUUUUGACCUCUUUUUGUCCCCUUAAAGCCUUUUUGCCUUCCCAAGGAUGUACAAAGACAAUUUUGGUCUACUCUAGGGUUUACCUAGUUUCUUCUCAAAUACAUUUAGUCUCUUUCUUUCACAUUAUUAUUUUUGAUUAGCUUUGGGCUGAGAACUUUUCAAUGCUUAGGGCUAAAUAACAUAUCAGAUCUAUUCUUAUGAAAGUUGGCUUUUAUGACCUUACAUAUAAGCUGGGUAAGCCCAUAAAUCACCCAAAGUGUGGUGACUGUAUACCCAACGUUGCAAAGAUAUAUAUGAAUCCCAAGAUCGCUGAAAAUAAGAAAGGCUCAUGCGUAUCUAAAGUGCUGAGUGUGGUCUGAUUAUUUUGGGGAAGCUGAGGCUUCAUCCUGCAAUUGGUUGGAUUAACUACCCACUGUGCACACACAAGUUGAAUCAAUGUUGUUUCCACGUCAAAUCAAUUAAAUUACGUUGAACCAACAUGGAAUAGACGAUGAGUUGACGUCUGUGCCUAGUGGACAGAGACUUACUCUGAGCCGGUCACUGACAUAUCUAAUCCGUAAUGGAAACGUCUUGCUCUGCAUUGCGAUAUUAAAUGAGUGACUCAUCACAUUUUAGUGUUCAUUAAACUUUAAUCCACGAUGUUAAUAACUUUAAUCCAUCACUACUCUGAUCUAGUUCAGAAAUCUAUCUAAAUGUAAUACAAUAUACACUGAGUAUACCAAACAUUAGGAACACCUUCCUAAUAAGGAGUUGCACCCCACCCU